Zeugodacus cucurbitae (melon fly) is the source of this 1991-nucleotide messenger RNA. RefSeq names its product sorting nexin-32 (gene Snx6). The transcript has 8 exons. Gene Ontology annotation, biological process: phagosome-lysosome fusion involved in apoptotic cell clearance. Lineage: Eukaryota; Metazoa; Arthropoda; Insecta; Diptera; Tephritidae. Bases 102 to 1637 code for a protein of 511 amino acids. Gene Ontology annotation, molecular function: phosphatidylinositol binding. The record is from RefSeq and is a predicted model, not a curated record.
AAAUUUUCGCUGACUUCAGUCGUAACACGUUGUAUUGUAUAAUUGUUUGAUAAUUAUUGUUAUACGUAAAUUUUGUAAUUUUUUGUUUAAACAACGAAGCCAUGUUGAAUUUUUAUAGUAAUAUUGUUCAAAAAAGUCAAGAACCCCAUUCAAAUUCAUCGAAUGGCCGUUUAAGAAGAUAUUCGGUGUAUAGAAACUGUGGCGCCGUUGAGAGUGUAAACCUACAAAGUGUUUUCUUAAAUAUAGAGGACGGAACGGAUGACUUAACCACAGUUGAUAAUAUGCCUAAAAGUAUAUCAGCGCCCUUAGGCGUAGAAAACAGCAACUCAACCAACAAUCCAACAGUUAUGGAAAUUGCUUCUCCUAAUGCACAGCGUGAAGGCGAUGGCGUUAAUCCUUUAACAACUGCUACAAACAACGGCAGUGGUACCGUCACCUCUGAGUCAUCUUCAUCAGCAAUAACGCCUGCUGCACUGGCGGAAAACACUCUGCAUGUUGAAAUUUCGGACGCUUUAAGUGAAAAAGAUAAAGUUAAGUUUACCGUGCACACCCGCACAACUUUGCCGGGUUUUGCUAAACAGGACAAUAAUGUGGUGCGCCAACACGAGGAAUUUGUUUGGUUGCACGACCGUUUCGAGGAAAAUGAAGAAUAUGCUGGUUAUAUUAUUCCACCCUGCCCGCCACGCCCUGACUUCGAUGCCUCACGAGAAAAAUUACAGCGACUUGGAGAGGGAGAGGGCAAUAUGACAAAGGAGGAGUUUAAGAAAAUGAAAUCGGAACUCGAAGCCGAAUACUUGGCCACUUUCAAGAAAACUGUAGCCAUGCAUGAGGUUUUCUUGCGCCGGCUGGCAAACCAUCCGGUAUUUCGUGUAGAUCAGCAUUUAAAAGUGUUCCUUGAGUAUGACCAGGAUCUCUGCGCCAAGCCGCGUAAGAAAAUGGCUAUUUUCGGUGGAUUUGUUAAAUCGCUGGGAAAGACUACAGAUGAAAUAUUAAUGAGUGCAACAGUGCGCGAUGUAAAUGAUUUCUUUGAAAACGAACUGCAAUUUCUCAUUGAAUAUCAUGGACAUUUGCGUGAUGCUGCCGUGCGCACUGAGAAAAUGACGCAACGUCACAAAGAAGUCAGUGAAUGCCAUCAAAAAAUUUCAAAUGCGUUAAUGCAACUUUCGACUGCGGAAAAGGGAAGCAUGGAAACAUUUUGCGCCAAAUCGGCGGAAAUCUUUGAAAAAAUUAAGAACUUGGAAGCACGCGUCUCUAGCGAUCAGGACCUGAAGCUCGGUGAUACUUUGCGUUACUACCAGCGCGAUAGCGAUGCAGCGAAAGCGCUCUUAAUUCGUCGUUUACGUUGUUUAGCAGCAUAUGAGGCGGCUAACCGCAAUUUAGAGAAAGCGCGUGCCAAAAAUAAGGACGUACAUGCUCCUUUGGAUGUUCAAGAGGCAGAAGCAGCGCAAGCAGAGGCUUGUGAGAAAUUCGAAUCGAUGUCGGCAUGUGGAAAGGAGGAAUUGGUUGGAUUUCGCAAUCGGCGCGUAGCGGCCUUCAAGAAAGGCUUGGUUGAGCUAGCAGAACUGGAGAUCAAGCACGCACGCACUCAAUACGAAUAUUUACGCCAAUCUCUACUGGCGCUGAAGGAAAUUGCCUGAACUGUUGACUUGUACUUGUUAUAUACUUCUCAAUACCCUUAUACAUUUAUACAUCAUAUUUACAUACAUAUAUACAUGUAUAUAUAUGCCACGCAAAAUAUAUAGCAGCCACAUAAUAAUUAUGAAUAUUGACUUAUAUACAAUAUGUCAAAUAUUAUGUAUACAGCUAAAGUAUUUCUAAAAAUUGUAUUAUUGUUCUAAUUCAAAUUUACGUAUUGAUUUUUGUAUGACGAAAUAACUUGAGAAAAAAUUAUGUACGAUUUUUUGAAAUUAUGUGGAAAACUUUUCUGCUGCAUUCUAAGACCAUUCCAAAGUGCUUGAUUUAUUUGAUUACAAAUAAAAGUAUUUCCAGUA